GAAUAGCUUCUAAUGGGAGAAACGGCGGCCUUUCCCUUAGAUUAGGGUCCGGACCUUCGCCGUCAUUAUGCGGCGCUCGUUUUUGACGCAUCUUGGCGUCGAUUGCAGGUUGCGAGAGUAUAUCGAUCGAAGCAGAUUCUAAUAGGCUUGGGCGCUUGGCUUGUCGAUUGCAGAAGCGUACAGAUGUAAGACGAAGUAGGAGGGAACCACAGGGACGGUCGCAAGCAGGAGGGAGAGCCCGUGGAAGACCUCGUUGACAAGUACGGGGGCCUGGGAACCGGAGAAUGCGAGGAUGAGGUGCUGCUGGAUGAUGAAGACGAGGGGGCAGAGGCGGUCGGGUCUAUGAAGCCGGGGGAGUUUCCGGUUAUUGGGACGAUUCUCACGGACAUAGUGGCCGUUUUCCGUUUUUCAAGGAUCUCAUGGCUGCGUUAUGGCGCCUGGGCAAAGGUGUCUCGAUUGAGGAGAUCGGGGAGAAGAGGUACAUCUUUAUCUUUUUUCACUCUGUUGAUGUGAAUCGUGUUUUGGACUAUGGUCCCUGGUUGUUUGAUAAAAAUAUGAUUGCGUUGAGAGCUAUUAAGCCGAGGGAUAUCCCUCUAAAAGUUCUGCUAGAUACAGUUGAGCUCUGGGUACAUGUUCACAAUGUGACGUAUAGUCAUGAUAAUCUUGGGACGGCUAGAAGAAUUGGGAAUUAUCUGGGUGAAUUUGUCAGGUGGGACGAUACACAAUUUGGUGGAAAAUGGGAAUCUUACAUGCGUGUGAGAGUUCGAAUGAAUGUGACCAAACCUUUGAAGGUUGAAACUAUUCUAAUGAAUGGUAAAGGAGAAGGGUAUUGGGUAGCUUUCAAAUAUGAGAAGCUCCCGAGUUUGUGUUUCUGUUGUGGUGUCAUUGGACAUGUAGAGAAAUAUUGUCUGCUUUAUGAGAAAGGUGACCAAGCAUUGACUAGGCCAUACAGUUCGUGGCUAUGAGCGGGUGGACGAAAAUCAAAACCCUUUAAGGGUAGCAAAAGGUUGAUCUCGGAAAGGAGCUUAUCGGCAAAGGGCGGGAACAGGGCACGUGUGGAGAGGUCACCUCAAGGCCAUAAGUUAGAAGGGGUAGGGGAGAGCACCCCAAGCAGGAAUGCAAGUUUCUUCUACUCCCGGGGAAAUUUCAGUGGUGGGAGGACUAGGAGAACGGAAGAGAAGGUGCAUUUGGGAGGAACAUGCCAAAGAGAUUGAUGUGAAGAAUGCUAUGAUGCUGGACUGGCCAAAAAACGGGGUUGGGGCGGGUGCUGGACUCCAGCCCCGCCAGAAGUUCUGAAGCUGAUGACGGCUUGUUAGCCGAGAGACUUCUUUAUUCUAUUCGUUUUGCUUUAUUUAUUUCCCAUGCAUUGGAUGUUGAUUUUGUUUUGGUUGCGCUGCGUUUUUUCAGCAAAAAACUCUUGAAACUAAGACAGGGGAUGAGGAGUCGUGUCUGCAAGUCAUAGGCUCAGGUAAGCCCAAAGCGGGACCAGCGAAUUAUAUGGCUUCUACAGGGAUGAUUAAUUCACAGUCUGGUCCUUGGGCGGACAGUAGAGAGGAGACUUGUUGUCACUUUGUAACUUGUUUUGGUUUGGCCCUUUUUGUUAUGAUAAGUUAAGCCAGUUUCGUUAAAAAAAAAAUAACUUCUAAUGAUAUGUUUUUCUUCUACUUUUUCUCUAGACUUUUACAUUAAUGAUUCCAUCUCCAUUACGAACUAAUCAAAUCCUUUAAUGUGUGGAGUCUACAUAAUGUCAAGUGUUAGUUAUUUAACGGUUUCCUCC
Messenger RNA from Cuscuta epithymum, 1777 nucleotides. The record is from the annotation of a GenBank genome assembly. NCBI's taxonomy places the organism in Eukaryota, Viridiplantae, Streptophyta, Magnoliopsida, Solanales, Convolvulaceae.